Microstroma glucosiphilum is the source of this 2770-nucleotide messenger RNA. RefSeq names its product glutamyl-tRNA synthetase. Gene Ontology annotation, biological process: glutamyl-tRNA aminoacylation; translation. Gene Ontology annotation, molecular function: ATP binding; glutamate-tRNA ligase activity. NCBI's taxonomy places the organism in Eukaryota, Fungi, Basidiomycota, Exobasidiomycetes, Microstromatales, Microstromataceae. The transcript has a single exon. The record is from RefSeq and is a predicted model, not a curated record. The coding region runs from base 61 to 2541 and encodes 826 amino acids. Gene Ontology annotation, cellular component: methionyl glutamyl tRNA synthetase complex; cytoplasm; cytosol.
GACUGAUAUCGACUCAUCACUGACGUCGAUCUUAACGCCCUUGCCACGACUUACACGGUCAUGGCUGCCGAUAUCCCCCCAACAAUCAGGCUCGAUGCCGCGGCAAAGACGUCCACCACUGUCCUCCUCCCGCUGGCUAUCGCUCACUACCUCUCCGAGACACUACCUCAGCCAAUUCACAUCGAGUGGGAAGGAGGCAUCCAGCAGGGAGCCUCCCUGCAGCCCGGUACGCCAGAGGGCGCGCAGUCUGUCUAUGGCCCCGAAGACGUGGCAAAGUGGCUGGUGAACAACUAUGCCCACACUGGCAUCGGUGGAAAGGAUCAGGCUCACAGCCAGCAGAUCUCGAGUCAGAUUGCACAGGCGCUCUCGCUUCCUACGCUGCCCUUUGCCUCAGUCGCAGGCGAAUCAGACAAGCUCGAUGAUCACCUCGCUCUGCGAACCUUCCUCGUGGGACACAGCCUUACUGCUGCUGACCUCGCCAUUUGGGCCGGGAUCAAGGGUAGCCCUCCUCUCAUGGGCCUGUUGAAGAAGGGCUCGCACGUCCACUUCGGCCGCUGGUACUCACAUCUGGACACCAUCUGCAAGGGAGCUUCCGCUGCUCUCGUUGAGGCCAAGAGCGCAAAGUCCAAGGCUGCUAGCGCUACAAAGAAGGAGGGUGGAGCGACGGCGGGCAAUGCGCCCAUGCAGUCCAAGUCUUUCGACGUCUUCCUACCUUCCGCCAAGGAUGGGGAGGUCGUGACUCGUUUCCCCCCUGAGCCCUCGGGAUACCUUCAUCUCGGACACACAAAGGCUGCCAUCUUGAACCAGUACUUUGCCAGGCAGUACCACGGCAGGCUCAUCAUCCGAUUCGACGACACAAAUCCUUCCAAAGAGAAGGCUGAGUAUCAGGACGCCAUCAUCGAGGAUCUGGCACUUUUGGGCAUCAAGGCAGACCAGCAGACUUUCACUUCCGACUACUUCGAUGUGCUUUACCAGAUGGUGAUCAAGCUGGUCAAGCAAGGAGAUGCUUACGCAGAUGACACUCCACAGGAGGACAUGAGGGCUCAGCGCAUGGACGGCUUGCCAUCUGCCAGGAGGGACCUCUCCGUAGAGGAUACCCUGGCUCGCUUUGCCGAGAUGUGCACAGGCAGCGAGGAGGGUCGCAAGUGGUGCCUGCGAGCAAGGAUGAGCGUUGAUGACCCGAACAAGGCUAUGCGCGAUCCUGUCAUCUACCGCUGCAACGCCGACACUGUCCACCACCGAACUGGUACCCAGUGGAAGGUCUACCCAACGUACGACUUUGCCUGCCCUGUGGUUGAUUCUCUCGAGGGCGUCACUCACGCUCUUCGUACCAACGAGUACAGGGACAGGAACCCUCAAUUUGCAUGGUUCAUCGAGAAGCUCAAACUGCGCAACGUAGAGAUCUGGGACUUUGGACGGAUGAACUUCCAGUACACGCUUCUCAGCAAGAGGAAGCUCACAUGGUUUGUCGACCAGGGCAAGGUUACCGGCUGGGACGAUCCCCGCUUCCCUACCGUCAGGGGUAUCCGACGUCGCGGUAUGACCAUCGAAGCACUGCAGCAAUUCAUCCUCGCCACUGGUCCUUCGCAACAGAUCAUUAACAUGGAAUGGGACCAGAUCUGGACACUGAACAAGAGGAUCAUUGACCCUGUCGUACCUCGCUUCACAGCCAUUGUAUCUGCGGACAAGGUCAAGUGUACAAUCGCUGGGGCUCCUCCGGCACAUGAGAAGGCUGUGCCCAAGCACAAGAAGAACCUCGACAUUGGCAACAAGACUACAGUGUACGACCCAGUCAUCUACGUCGAGCAGGAAGACGCGCAGAGCUUUGCUAUUGACGAGGAAGUGACAAUGAUGGACUGGGGUAACAUUUACGUCAGGAGCAAAGAGGUGGACCAGGCUGGCAAGGUCACCUCGAUCGAGAUGGAGGCCAACUUCGAUGGUGACUUCAAGAAGACAAAGAAGAAGGUCCACUGGUUGGCCGACUCUUCUUCACGUCCCCUCAUUCCCGUCGAGCUGCUGGACUUUGACUACCUGAUCACAAAGCCGAAGCUGGAAGAGGACGACAAGUUCGAGGACUAUGUCACCCCCGUGAGCGAGUUUAAGGUGGACGCUGUGGCAGAUGCCAACAUCUCUGAGCUGAAGGAGGGCGACAAGAUUCAGUUUGAGCGCAAUGGCUACUACAUCCUUGACAAGAUUCCAUCAUCCGGGCCUCGAAAGUUCAUCAAGAUUCCGGAUGGCAAGGUGGAAGGCGCCAAGAGCAAGGCUGCUGCUGCCUCUGGCCAGGGAGAUGGUGGGGACCCAGAGGCCAAGAAGCGGCAGGCUGCCGCGGAGAGGGCUGCGAAGAAGGCGCAGGGCAACCCUGAGAAGAAGCAGAAGACGAAUGUGCCAAAGGGAGUUCAGAAGCAGCAAGGGACGGGAGGCGCAGGAGCAGCCGACAAGGCCUUCCCUGAGCUGAUGUCUGGGAGCGGAGAGGAUAACAUCAAGAUGUAUGCGAUGAAGAGGGUGGCAGAGGAUAUCCCUACGCCGGUGACCAGUGAGUAGGCCGCUACAAGCCUGGAUUCGAGGGCGGACAUUACUGUAAGAUGGCUGACCUUCUGAAAUCUGCUCGCCUGCCUCGUCACCACUCUUCACGGUAGCUUCGAUGUACUCUAUGAAGCCGAUCAUCUAGCAUUUGCGGAGUGAGACUCAAUGAAAUGCAUAGGCCAGUGCCCAGCUCCAGCUGAUGUCUGACAUUCGUUUGGUCUGUGCUGCAUCUAUCUGUAAUACUGUG